This is a messenger RNA of Rhizophagus irregularis DAOM 181602=DAOM 197198, 1760 nucleotides long. The record is from RefSeq and is a predicted model, not a curated record. Lineage: Eukaryota; Fungi; Glomeromycota; Glomeromycetes; Glomerales; Glomeraceae.
AAUUAAAUUUUCCUCCCUUAUUAACUUUUUAAAGUUUCACCUUCUGUCUAUAAAAAAAAAAUUUUUUCUUUUUUUUUUCUUUCUUUUUUUUUUAGCUACGAAAAGAUUUGCAAGAGAUAUUAACUUACAUACUAAAGGGAGUGCAAAAUAAUUAUUGUUUGUACGACAAAUUAUACUAAGCAACCACGACUUCAAAAGUAUAUCGGUUUGACGAGACGAAAGAUAAGCGAGUUGAAAUAUGUCGCAAGUUAAUUCAAAUGUUGAAGAUACAAAUAAUUGUAAUAAUGAUUCUAAGCCCUCGGCGUUGAUAGAAACAUUAUAUGGUAUACCUGCGUUCACCGAAUCCAUCGAAACUGUCAAGAAAUACAAAUUUGGCCGUUUAACUUUCGAUUUCGCUGAUGCCAGUGCACGUAGAGUUUCCGUUUUUGCAAAACCUGUUUCUUACAAGUUUAGCGACCAACUUGAAAAAGCGGACAAGAUUGCUGCUGCAUCCGUUCAGCACUUAAGUACACAAGUUCCAAUCGUUAUUAAUACUUUAAAGGAGCCAGCGAUUCAAACAAUUUCAACUGUUAAACAAUAUCAAGAACAACUUGGUUGUACAAUUGAAGAUAAUAUUAAAACACCUGGAAGUCGUUUUAUAAUGAAUUGUGAUUCUCAACUCGCUCCCUUCGUUGAUGUAAUUGAAGACUUAUUUAAAAAAAUUAUUCCUGAGGAGAAUGGUGAAACUAAUAGAGAAAUUCGGGAUGAUCAACAACAGAUUGCGCAAACUCUUCGUGUUGUCCAUCUAGCUAUUGCGACGAGAGAUCGAUGCGUUGAAAGAGUGAAGAAACAACUAACUACUACACAAUCUUAUACUGCUGAUCAACUUAGGCAAUUACAAGAAUCAAAUCAAUUAUUAUGCAAGGCUACCGACACUGUAAAUACUUUGAAUCAAUCAUUACUUGGAAUGGUUGUAAAUCUUCGUGAAACUGUUCAAAAUCCUGAUCUCGCAGUUACUCUUCAAGCUCAUUUGCAAAAUAUUGCUGCUGUAAUUUAUAAGGAUGAAGAAAAUCUUCCCAAAGCUGUACAAGCGAGAAUAAUUGAUUAUUCGUCAGCUCUUUUGGCUAUUACUGAUAGUAUUGGAAAUUACAUUAAAUUAAAUGCUCAACAUUCCCCUGAAUAUCUUCAAGAACGUCUCAAGCCUUUGGUAACCUUCUUUGAAGAACGUUACGGUGAUGUUGUUAAUGAAAUUAAAAAUGGUAAAGGUAGCCCUAUUGAAAAAGCAAGAAAUAUUCUUCAACUAACCACAAAUCAUACUUUACCUUUACUUCGCUCUUCUCUUUCCGAUCUACAAGAAGCAAUUCAGUGUUAUACAAAUUCAUUGAACACAUCAUUUAAUAACCAAUUUAAUAAUGCUUCACAAGUUCUUAAUGUCAAAUGAAUCAUAAAUUUUAUGUAUUAAUUUGACAUUUUUUCAAAUCAUCGCAGCGGAUAAUAAACGGCUUUUAUUUGUUCCUUGUUUAUCUAUAUUCCUCGUUCCAUUCUCUUCAUCCCUAUCCCAAAUUAUAACUCAUCUAUAAUUCAAUAAUUUCUCCUUACAGGAAUUAUAUCCCUUUUUACUUUUAAAAAGAAAAGAAAAAAAUUCUAGAAAACAAUAGUAAAUUUUUAGAAUUUGAAAAAAAUUUUUUUUAAUCUUCACUUAUUGAUGUUUUAUCUAAAUUUAUUUGGUACAAGUACAAAUUCACAAUCAAAAAAAAAGAAAAAAGAAAAAAGAAAAAAAA